UGAAGCUACAUGUGCACUUGCACACACCAGGUUUCACCCCAUAAACCCUCUCUCUCUACGAUUCUUCAUCUCUCCUUGUUUUCUCUCACAUCCAUUUUCCCAAUGCCACCGUCAGCUUCCGCCGCCAGAACCCUUGCGGAGCUCCGCCGUAUCGCCACCCUCACACGCAGUGUCUCCAGCUCCGGUAAUUUCCUCUCACUAAGACCGUUCAGCUCCGCCGCAACCGUUUCUAAUUCCGACCCAACAUUUUCCUCUUCCUCCGAUUCAAAUGGAAAAGGUUCAAAAUGGUUGCUGUUUGUACCUGGGGCAAUUGCAUUUGGUCUUGGGAGUUGGCAGAUUGUUAGAAGAGAAGAAAAGAUUAAAAUGUUGGAGUAUCGAGGGAAGAGGUUGGAAAUAGAACCGUUGAAACUCGGUAGCACUUAUCCUUCAAGUGAGGAGUUAGAUUCUCUUGAAUUUAGAAAGGUGGUCUCCAAGGGAGUUUUUGACGAAAAAAAAUCAAUCUACGUAGGACCACGUUCAAGAAGCAUUUCAGGAGUUACUGAAAAUGGUUACUAUGUUAUAACACCUCUUAUGCCAGUUCAUAAUCAUCCUGACAGUGUCGGUUUUCCAAUUCUCGUUAACAGAGGAUGGGUUCCCCGCAGUUGGAAAGAAAAGUUUUUAGAGGCUUCGCACGAUGAAAAGUUUGCAGAUCCACUUCCUUCCCCUUCACAAGCUGAUGGAACCGGAUCUUGGUGGAGAUUUUGGUCUAAAGAGCCCGUUCGCAGUGAGGAUCCGGUCCCAUCUGUAACACCUAAAGAAGUGGUCGGUGUAGUUCGUGGAAGUGAGAAACCGAGCAUAUUUGUUCCUGCAAAUGAUCCCGAGGCUUCUCAGUGGUUCUACAUUGAUGUUCCUAGCAUUGCCCGAGCUUGCGGCCUUCCGGAAAAUACUAUCUAUGUUGAAGAUAUUAAUGAGAAUGUCAAUCCAAGUAAUCCAUACCCUGUUCCUAAGGAUGUCAAUACCUUGAUUCGAUUCUCAGUCAUGCCACAGGACCACGUAAACUACAUAUUGACAUGGUAUUCUCUUUCAGCAGCAGUUACAUUUAUGGCUUUCAAGAGGCUAACACAGAAAAUUAAGAGGAGAUAGCAAAUUUUUACUGUUAUAGUUGGAUUUUGCAGACACAUAACACCAAAAGGAUCAUUUUCAAAGCAACAUGUACUUAUUCAAUUGAAGUUUUCUGAGAAAGUUACCUCCACCUCAAAAACACUUAUGAUAUUUAUUGGAGAAAAUAAUUUUUUAUUUUUUUGAUACAAUGAGAUGGAUAUGUGGAUAUUUACUGUCUUUUGGUCAAAAAAUUUAUUAGAAGAUACUAAUGUUUUGUAAAAUGUAUGUUGGAUUAGAGCAAUAAGGUUUUUAUAUUAAAAUGCA
Messenger RNA from Cicer arietinum (chickpea), 1404 nucleotides. RefSeq names its product surfeit locus protein 1. Lineage: Eukaryota; Viridiplantae; Streptophyta; Magnoliopsida; Fabales; Fabaceae. The record is from RefSeq and is a predicted model, not a curated record. Gene Ontology annotation, cellular component: membrane.